This is a messenger RNA of Cucurbita maxima (winter squash), 2433 nucleotides long. RefSeq names its product probable RNA polymerase II transcription factor B subunit 1-1. Lineage: Eukaryota; Viridiplantae; Streptophyta; Magnoliopsida; Cucurbitales; Cucurbitaceae. The transcript has 21 exons. Bases 443 to 2230 code for a protein of 595 amino acids. Gene Ontology annotation, cellular component: transcription factor TFIIH core complex; transcription factor TFIIH holo complex. Gene Ontology annotation, biological process: transcription by RNA polymerase II; nucleotide-excision repair; transcription by RNA polymerase I. The record is from RefSeq and is a predicted model, not a curated record.
AGUGGUUUGGCUUCCAGGUCUACACCCUGCGAACCACUACUGACCCUUUUGAUUCAACAGUACUCUUACCCAUUAGCUUUUCUUCGUUUUAAUCUGUAAAGGGAAAAGAAGGAACCGUGAUAAAUUUUGUUUCAGUUCUAGUUCUGCUUCCACUCCUUCCCCAACUUUUCCCUGCAAUUUGGGUCUAAUCCAUUCUCUACUUCCCACGUUGCUGCUUUAUUGGAUUGCGGAAUCCCGGUCGAGUGCAAAUACGCUCGAAAAAAUUGGUUUAUUAUCACUCGAUUUUGUUCUGCACUCCAGCUUCGGGAUUUAUUCCUUGUCGAAAGGCUAAUGGCUAUUAUUGGUUUCUGCCAAUUUAUUGGAUCCGAAUAAUAUUUUGCAACGAUUCCGUUGGAUCGAUUUCAUAUCAAUACUUUCAACACUAAUCGUCUCUAAGUGGAAGAUGGGAACCAAGUAUGUCCAGAAGAGUGCCAAGUACAAGACAUCAGUUAAGGAUCCUGGCACGCCGGGCGUUUUGGAAAUGACAGAGCGCAAAUUUGUAUUUAGACCUAGUGACCCCACUUCAGCUUCUAAGCUUGACGUGGAGUUCAGAUUUAUUAAAGGCCAUAAAAACACCAAGGAAGGAUCAAAUAAACCACCAUGGCUUAAUCUCACCAGGGACCAGGGUGGAAGUUACAUUUUUGAGUUUAAAAACUUCUCUGAUCUUCAUGUUUGCCGGGAGUUUGUGGGAAGUGCUCUAGCAAAGUCAGGAGAGGCUCCGCAAGCUCCCUCUGAGAAGCUUGUAGCCACAUUUCCCCAUGAACAACUCAGUAAAUCAGAAAUGGAACUUCGAAUGAGAUGUUUGCAAGAAGAUAGUGAACUGCAGAAACUUCAUAAACAAUUUGUUAUUGGUGGUGUGUUGACCGAAUCUGAGUUUUGGGCAGCAAGGAAGAAAUUACUGGAACGAGACUACUCCACAAAGUCAAAACAGUUGGUUGGUUUCAAGAGUUCAAUGGUUUUGGACACCAAACCAAUGUCUGAUGGUCGGACAAACAAGGUCACAUUUAAUUUGACACCGGAGAUCAAAUAUCAGAUUUUUGCUCUGAAACCAGCUGUUCACCAGGCAUUCCUUAAUCAUGUUCCCAAUAAGAUGUCGGAGAAAGACUUUUGGACAAAAUAUUUUAGAGCAGAAUACCUUCAUAGUACAAAAAAUUCUAUCGCGGCUGCAGCAGAAGCUGCUGAAGAUGAAGAACUUGCCCUUUUUCUGAAGGACGAUGAAAUAUUGGCAGCUGAAACUCGGAAAAAGAUUCGGCGUGUUGAUCCUACAUUGGAUUUGGAAGCUGAUUUAGGAGACGAUUACAUACACCUUCCAGAUCAUGGAAUCUUUCGAGAUGGUGGCAAGGAAAUAACUGAAUCACAUAACGAACAAUGUAGAAGGACUCUGUCACAAGACCUUAAUCGUCAAGGUGCAGUUGUUCUUGAAGGAAGAACUAUAGAUGUAGACUUGGAAGAUCCAAGGACAGUAGCGGAAGCACUUGUGCGGUCCAGACAUGCGGUAGAAGGGAGUGAGAAGCAGAUAGGACUUGAUAGGAUUGCUAGGAUGACAGCGAUUGAGGAUCUUCAAGCACCUCAUAGCUAUCCUUUUGCUCCUCUUUGUAUCAAGGAUCCUCGAGAUUAUUUUGAUGCCCAACAAGCAAAUGCCAUUAAAACAUUGGAUGAUACACGAGCUGGAAUGCAACAAACUAAAUGCAGUUUGAGCACUACAGAAGCAUAUUGCUCUCUGAGGGAAUCCAUAUCUGAGAUCAAAUCUUCUGGAUUGAAUCAUCCCAUAAUUAAACCUGAAGUUGCGCUUAUGGUUUAUAAUGGAUUAACUCAAAAUAUUUCUAGUACCAAAUAUCAACUAGGGAAAAACCCUCAGGAGAGUAUUCUGGAGAGUUUACCAAAUCCUACGAAGGAAGAACUUCUACACCAUUGGAUCUCUAUUCAAGAAUUACUGAGGCACUUUUGGUCGUCCUAUCCAAUUACCACAUCAUAUCUUUAUACCAAAGUGAGCAGAUUAAAGGAUGCCAUGUCAAAAAUCUAUCGACAAUUAGAGGAGAUUAAGGAAACCGUGCAGGCAGAUUUCCGCCACCAAGUAUCUCUUCUAGUUCGCCCAAUGCAUCAGGCCCUGGAUGCUGCAUUUCAACAUCAUGACGCCGACUUGCAGAAGAGAUCAGCAAAGAGCGGAGAAAGGCCCAACGGAUACACAUAGACAAUAUCAUUAUAGACUGAUGCAUUUAUACCGAUGUUCGUUAGCCAAUUCUCCUUAUAAUCCACAAACUAAUUAUUUUUAGAUUUAUAGAAUAAACUAUAGAAUUGGAUUAUUAUAGCUACUCUGACUUUAUAUAUAUUAUGGGAAGCUAUAAGAUGUUUGUCUUCAGUCAUGUUUUUUAUUGAAAUUGAAAUUUUCUUCAA